GAAAACAGAUGUCGGCGUGCGUCUCGCGUCUGUUACUUAAGAGUUGUAAACUAGGCUGUAAGCUCUUCCUGUUGAGUGAAUCGACUUUAUCAUACCAUUCGGAGGUAGAAGCAGGGAAGAAGCAGCUGCCACUUACCGCAGCAUUGGGAUGGAUAUGAAAGAGGACAUGUGUGACACAAACACCAUGGAGAUCAUGACUGUAACGAUUAAGGAAGAGGACUGUGAGUGGGAGUCUGACCACUCCGAACAGGAAAGUCUCAGCAUUAAACAUGAGGAUUAUGAGCAGGGGACUGUGGACAUUAAAGAAGAGGCCGAGGAAACGUCUGUCAGCAUUGAGAAACCCAAACAUAACAACGUCAAGCUGCGGUCCGAGUCACUAAAGUGCGACAAAAUGAGAACGGAGGACAUUUCAUCUGUUCGAAGUCAGGUAGAUCAGCCGUCACCUUCAAAUCAGUCUGGGAAAACUCUGAUAUCCGGGUCCAAGGCACUGACGCCAGCCGCUUUAGAAAGGAGUUCUCUGCCUGUUGUGAAACUAACAAGGAGAGAUAAAAGGAGUGUUCAACGACAGGUGCACAGCACAAAUUCAGCUGCUUCAUGUGUAUUUCACGAGCGGAAGAAAAGGUUUAAACAAAAACUGAAAUACAAUAAUGAGCAAGGCAGUCGUAAACGAAAGAAGCCACAUUACUGUACAGAAUGUGGUAAGCAAUUCUUCUGCAGUAGCCUGCUUAAAAAUCACACAAGAAUUCACAGUGGAGAGAAGCCAUAUUCCUGUUCAGAAUGUGGCAAGCAAUUCUCACAGUCGGGCAGUCUGUAUAACCACUCAAGAAUUCACUCUGGGCAGAAGCCAUAUUGUUGUACUGAAUGUGACCAACGAUUUGUUAGCAAUAGCAGCCUUAGGAGACACACCCGAAUUCACACUGGAGAGAAGCCAUAUUGUUGCACUGAAUGUGGCAAGCAAUUCUCGCAAAUAGGCAAUCUUCUGGCCCACCAAACAAUUCACACUGGAGAGAAGCCCUAUUGUUGUAUGGACUGUGGGAAAGAAUUCUCAAGGAUCGUCCACCUUAAGAAACACAGAAGAGUUCACAGUGGAGAAAGGCCAUACUGCUGUUCUGAAUGUGGCAAACGAUUCACCACCAGCAGUAAUCUUCAGAGACAUUCAAGAAUUCACGCUAGAGCGAAGUCGCAAGCACAGGAAUAACAAAAAGAAAUGGCCAGGUCCAUCUCCAUCAAUCACUGUAACUCCAAAAACUGCAAAAGGAUGUGUUAUUGGGAAGAAUUCAAGUGGUACAGCAGACCCUCGCUGUACAUUUAAGGGAAUGAGUUACCGCAUUACAACAGAAACUUCGUGCUUUAAAGGUGAGGUUCACUUCUGUCUUAAAAGGAAGCACACCAUGAAAUUUUGAAGUAAUUACACAUAAGAGAAAAGCCAAAAGCAACCUAUAAAUACAAAAGUACAAUACAAUACAGUUUAUUUUUGUAUAGCCCAAAAUCACACAGGAAGUGCCACAAUGGGCUUUAACAAGUCCUGCCUCUUGACAGCCCCCCAGCCUUGACUCUCUAAGAAGACAAGGAAAAACUCCCAAAAAACCUAGUAGGGAAAAAAUGGAAGAAACCUUGGGAAAGGCAGUUCAAAGAGAGACCCCUUUCCAGGUAGGUUGGGCAUGCAGUGGGUGUCAAAAGAAGGGGGUCAAUACAAUACAGUACAAUACACAGAACAGAACAAAUCCUCAAUAAAAAAUAAAAAAUUUUUCGAAGUACGGAGCAGAAUUUAACAGUAGAUGAUAUCACAUAAUUAAAUUUGGAUAGUUUUAGACUCCUGGAGACCUCAUCCAUCAAGCUGCCUCCCCCAUUUGGCCAUUCCACGGCUGAAACAGUGUUGGGCCAGCCAAUCCGAUGAAAGGACCCCUCUUUCCCACGAUUCCUGCGAUCCUCCAUCAGGGAUGACUUUACCUUAGGCACGCAAUACAACUUGACAGGUGGGCCGUGGCACCAAGUGCCACAUUUGAGUACCGAGAAGAGAAACUGAAUAGGUGAGGGUUAAUGACCAAUUCUAACUCUCAUGUUACUUAUGUUUUAGUGCUAAUGACUAACAACAGAGAUGCAGUCUGUACAGUUAAUCAGCAGCUCUAGUCAGGGUGUGCUAAACUGAAGUAGUGAGUCUUCAGCCGGGAUUUAAAAGCUGAGACCGAAGGGGCAUCUCUUAUAGUAGUAGGCAGACCAUUCCACAGUUUAGGGGCCCUGUAACUAAAAGCUCGACCUCCCACUGUUAUUUUAUUAAUCCUUGGAACCAUAAGCAGACCAGCAUCUUGAGAUCUUAAUGUGCGCUCUGGUUUGUAAGUCAUGAUAAGUUCAGACAAGUAAGCCGGAUCUUGGCCAUUUAAUGCUUUAUAUGUUAAAAGAAGGAUUUUGAAAUCUGCCCUAAAAUUAACCGGGAGCCAGUGUAAGGAUUUAAGAACUGGAGUAAUGUGUUCGUAUUUUCUUGUUCUUGUAAUAAUUCUUGCAGCUGCAUUUUGGAUUAA
Erpetoichthys calabaricus (reedfish) is the source of this 2519-nucleotide messenger RNA. Its product is annotated as oocyte zinc finger protein XlCOF20-like. The record is from RefSeq and is a predicted model, not a curated record. Bases 149 to 1198 code for a protein of 349 amino acids. Lineage: Eukaryota; Metazoa; Chordata; Cladistia; Polypteriformes; Polypteridae. The transcript is spliced from 3 exons.